Messenger RNA from Rhinolophus ferrumequinum (greater horseshoe bat), 780 nucleotides. Its product is annotated as proteasome maturation protein-like. The record is from RefSeq and is a predicted model, not a curated record. Gene Ontology annotation, cellular component: nucleus; cytoplasm. Lineage: Eukaryota; Metazoa; Chordata; Mammalia; Chiroptera; Rhinolophidae. Gene Ontology annotation, biological process: proteasome assembly. The transcript has a single exon. The coding region runs from base 32 to 415 and encodes 127 amino acids.
GCUGAGAGGCUGUUCGCAGAGCGGGUUGAAGAUGAAUGCCAGAGGACUUGGAUCUCAGCUAAAGGACAGUAUUCCUGUUACUGAACUUUCAGCAAGUGGACCUUUUGAAAGUCAUGAUCUUCUUCGAAAAGGUUUUUCUUGUGUGAAAAAUGAACUCUUGCCCAGUCAUCCUCUUGAAUUAUCAGAAAAAAAUUUCCAGCUCAACCAAGAUAAAAUGAAUUUUUCCACACUGAGAAACAUCCAGGGUCUGUUUGCUCCACUCAAGUUGCAAAUGGAAUUCAAGGCGGUGCAGCAGCACAUCGUACUGCAAGUUGGAGAGGGAGGUGGUGGUACCCGGUUCUCAGAUGAGGAAACAGGUUCAGCGUCUUCCAUUUCUUCCAAGCUCAAACCUUUCACUGGAUAUUUUGAGGGGUAAUGAUGAGACUAUUGGAUUUGAAGAUAUUCUUAAUGACCCGUCACAAAGUGAACUAAUGGGAGAACCACACUUGAUGGUGGAAUAUAAACUCGGUUUACUGUAAUGCAGUAUGCUGUCCGUGAAAACAGAGGGGCUACAUCUUGUUUAUAGUCGUCUUUUUACUAUAAUUUUAUGUACACAACACAUGAGGAUUGUUGCCUAAAUAAUAUCUGAUCAUUUGAAAGUAUUUGGUUCUUCGGUUUAUGGCCAUGCGACAGUUGAAAACACUAGAGAUGAUUUUAAAACUCCUGGUUUAUAUUAAAACAAUAACCUAUGUCUUUAAAAAAUUGUUUUGAAUGAAUAUUAUAAAAUCGUCUUCAGGUUCC